CAAUAGAAUAAAUGCUGCAUUCCUUAUAAUCCUAUAUAUCAAUUGAAUCCUAUAAAUCGCGAAUUUUUUUUAUUUUUUAUUUUAUUUUAUUUUUUGUUUGACAACUCUCAUGAUGCGCCAUGCUCCAUGUGCCACAGUAGUGAAAAAAGGCAAUAUUACGAUUAUCAAAAGAACAGAACGCACACACGACGUAUGGAACAGCGCAAACUAUACAGAAGAACGACAGCGUAUCCGAGAAUUUUGGUUACAACUUUCAGAAGGAGAAAGAAGAUCAUUAGUCAAGGUAGAAAAAGAAGCCGUGUUGCGUAAAAUGAAAGAACAACAAAAACACAGUUGCAACUGUUCUGUCUGUGGUAAAAAGAGAACGGCUAUUGAAGAUGAACUGGAGGUGCUAUAUAAUACAUACUAUAAAGACUUAGAACAGUAUGCGUAUUGUCAACAGAAACUAAAAGAAGCAGACUCUGAUGAUGAUACUGCUAGUUUUCAUUCAGAUAGUACCAAGAGCAUCGAGACCGAUGAAUUCUCAAAUACAUUGACUGUUCAAGGCAGUGUUAUUACAGUAGCUGAUGAUUUAUUAAAGAAUGAUGGAAAAAAGUUCUUGGACAUGAUGGACGAAUUGGCUGAAAGAAAAUCGCUUAAAGAGAAACAAGGAAUAGAAAACGAUUCCUCAUCAUCAUCAGAAGAGGACGAAGAGGAACAUCUUGAAGAAGAAGGAGAAGAAGAGGCAGUACAAGACACAAGAACAGAAGAACAACGUAUGGAAGAAGGUCGAAAGAUGUUCCAAGUCUUUGCUGCUCGAAUGUUUGAACAGCGUGUCCUAAAUGCAUACCGAGAGAAAGUAGCACAAGACAGACAAAGACGACUGAUUGAAGAGUUGGAAGAAGAAGAUCGGCAACGUCAAGAACGAGAAUUGAAAAAGCAACAAGACAAGGAAAAGAAGCGAGAUAAAAGACGUCAAUUGAAAGAACAGCAAGAAAAAGAACGACUUGAGUUGGAAAAUAAAAAGAAGCAAGAAGAAGCAAGAAAAGAACAAGAGCGAUUAAGGAAAGAAGAAGAAAGAAAAAAGAAACGAUUAAAAGCAGCUGAAAAAGAACGUAAACGCAAAGAAGAAGAAGAGGAAGAAAAGAAAAGAAUGAAGAGUACUGAAGAACAACAAGUGUUACCUACUCGCCAACAAUCUUUUAUGGGUCCAAUUGGUAGUCCAAUUAAGUCAAAGCCCUAUUUAUCUCAUAUUGCAAGUGACGCAGAGCAUCAUUAUUCGUUUUUUUCUAAUUUCUUGUUUGGUCAACCCAUAAACGAUCCCUCAGGCUUUAUAUUGGCUGGAGAGGACACACAUUGGACAAAUGGAUGGACACCUUUAACUACAUUAUCUGAUACUGUACACAACAAACUCUUUGGUGAUGUUCUUGACAAGAAAUCUAUUGUAUUAGAAAGGGCUCAAGUGGCAUAUAUGAAGCUGAAUCAAUUGGCACAAGCCAAAUUAUGCUUAGUACCAAACUAUCACCCUCUUGUUCAAUUACAUGACACCUACAAGUGGGUUUGAAUGUACACAUCUUCAGCAUCAGGGCUAUGUUGUUCGACGGAUGGAUUCAGCGCAUAUGAUACCAUCUUCUUUAUUACCAUAAUAUACUAUUAUUAAUUCCAACACUCUCUUUUGUAUGAUACAGAUCAAAAGUUGAACUGAUUCAGAGGAUGCUAUAAGAAGUUCAAUUUGUUUAGUUUGA
Messenger RNA from Gilbertella persicaria, 1724 nucleotides. RefSeq names its product salt tolerance down-regulator-domain-containing protein. Bases 110 to 1543 code for a protein of 477 amino acids. The transcript has 8 exons. The record is from RefSeq and is a predicted model, not a curated record. NCBI's taxonomy places the organism in Eukaryota, Fungi, Mucoromycota, Mucoromycetes, Mucorales, Choanephoraceae.